AUGCAUGCAUUGCUAAUCUUCCGCAAGUGGCGGAGGAAGAUCGGGAACGCCAUAAUGGCAGUGCUCCCUCCUUUGAAUUUCUUGACGCUGCACUAUUUCUAUUUCAUUGCCACUAGCAUCAUCGCUAGUAUCAUUUUCUACUUGAUAUCGACGCCAUGGCUCAGCGUUUCCUAUGUGGACUCUAUUUUUCUGUGCGUCAGUGCUAUGACUGGUGCUGGAUUGAAUACGGUGGAUCUAUCGACUAUGAACAGCUUCCAGCAAGCAAUUCUAUUCACUCUGCUUAUCCUGGGCCAUGCCAUUCUUAUCUCUCUCACUGUACUUCUAGUACGUAAGAGAGCAUUCGAGGCAAAGUUCAAGGGUGUCUCUGAUGAACGGGAAAGAGAGCGGUCGACUCGUAACCCCUCGGAAGUUGAACUCCAGGUCAGGCACCGGGAACCCGCUCACGGAAGCACCGGGACUGAUCUCCCCUGCGAGAACACCGAAGGACACGGCUGCAAAUCACGCCCAAAGACAUCCGUCCAAGUCCAAGUGAAACCGGGGGAGUCACCAUCUCGUGACGAACAGCUAUGGGAGGACGAUGACCAAAUAACCAUCGGCGGCACACCCUGCCGUCACCAUCACCACCGAGUCUUCCCCAUGGCUGGAAUCGGAGCGAGACCGGAUCUGCAUAACCACCCUCGCGAUGCAGUGCCGAAUGUUCCUUUGGCCGUGAAGGAUUCGGUGUCUGGCUUCAAGGCAAUUCUUCGCGGUACACAGAAGUACAUGGCGUCCAAGGGCCUCGUGUCCCGCAACUCCCAGUUCCACGAUCUCACUCCUGCUGAGCGUGACGAAUUAGGUGGUGUGGAGUAUAAGGCGGUCUCAUUUCUGUCUGUGGUUGUGUUCCUUUACUUCAUCUUGUUUAUCAUGUUCGGUAUGAUUGGUGUCGGUGUCUGGCUGGAAGUCAAUGAUCCUGCUGUGACCCGCACGAAUGGUCUCUCGCCUUUCUGGACGGGUGCUUUCUUUGCUGUCUCGGCUUUCGUGAACAGUGGCAUGUCGCUCCUGGACGCUAAUAUGACUGCUUUGCAGUUGAGGGCCUACCCACUUCUCACAAUGGGACUGCUGAUUCUCGCUGGAAACACCCUCUUCCCAUGUUUCCUCCGGUUCAUUAUCUGGAUUAUGAGGGUCAUGCUUCCGGAUCGGCCAAAGUGGCAGUCGUGGCGCAUAACCCUUGAUUUCAUCCUGGAGCAUCCUCGAAGGGUCUAUACGAAUCUCUUCCCUGCUCGCCAUACAUGGUAUCUACUCGGCACGAUUAUCAUUUUGAACGGUAUCGACUGGGCAGCAUUCGAGCUGCUCUCUAUUGGAAACAAGGACAUUGAGAGUCUUCCGACCGAAUACCGUGUAUUGGAUGGACUGUUCCAAGCCCUAGCGGUACGCGCUGGUGGAUUCUACGUUGUGACUAUUGCCGAUCUUCGCCAGGGUCUCUUGGUUCUCUAUGGUAAGUGCUUUCAAUAUCUCAUCACCGGACUGAAGGAUCAUGCUAACAAAACCUCUAGUACUCAUGAUGCCACCCAGUACGUCUCCGCGUACCCAGUAACGCUCACAAUGCGCAACACAAACGUCUACGAAGAACGCUCGCUAGGAAUCUACGCGCACGACGAAUCCCCCGGCUCACCAGCAAACACAAGCCGCAGCAACGUAGCAAUGGAGCUAAUCAGACAACAUCUCGGCCGCCCAGGCCCAUCCGAGACUUCGCGCGGCUACUUCGUGCAUCAGCAGCUUCGCUCCCAGCUCAGCCAUGACCUGUGGUGGAUCGCGCUGGCUGUGUUCUUUAUCGCCAUCGCCGAGUCCGACCACUAUGAUUCCCAGCCCGUGGCUUUUUCCACCUUCAAUAUUAUCUUCGAGGUUGUCUCUGCGUACGGUUGUGUGGGUGUUAGUGUUGGGUUCCCCGGGAAGAAUUACUCGUUCUGUGGCGCGUGGCAUCCUAUUAGCAAGUUGAUUCUUGCUGCUGUUGCUUUGCGUGGUAGACAUCGUGGUUUGCCCGUGGCUAUUGACAAGGCUAUUAUGUUGCCCAGUGAGUCUCUGGCUUGGGCUGAGGAGGAGGAUGCUGCUAUGCGGAGAGAUAGAUCUAGGGCUUGGGCUCAGGAGCAUGGGCCUGUUGGGUCUGUUUAG
Penicillium concentricum is the source of this 2148-nucleotide messenger RNA. RefSeq lists its product as uncharacterized. Gene Ontology annotation, molecular function: high-affinity potassium ion transmembrane transporter activity. The transcript has 8 exons. Gene Ontology annotation, cellular component: plasma membrane. Lineage: Eukaryota; Fungi; Ascomycota; Eurotiomycetes; Eurotiales; Aspergillaceae. The coding region runs from base 1 to 2148 and encodes 715 amino acids. Gene Ontology annotation, biological process: intracellular potassium ion homeostasis; potassium ion import across plasma membrane. The record is from RefSeq and is a predicted model, not a curated record.